Molecule: messenger RNA, 1011 nt
Organism: Trichobilharzia regenti
Lineage: Eukaryota; Metazoa; Platyhelminthes; Trematoda; Strigeidida; Schistosomatidae
Source: the annotation of a GenBank genome assembly
CCAAAAUCCAAAGUCAUUAGACUUUAAUAUACACGGAGAUGUAAUAUUGGUUCAAUAGUAUAUAUGUACAAGGCUAAUUAGGAUUACAUUGGAUGAUAUCACCAAACCAUUGUGCUAUUUUUCUUCAUUAACUCAUAAUGUUUAAACAUAUUCAUAAACUGUACUCAAAGCCUAGAACCAAACCGACUCCUAUAGAACCUUAUACCACACAUGAAGCAUUGGAGUUUUUAGUUAAUAUAGUAUGGAUGACGAUAACUACUAUUUUAAUCACUGUAACAGUGUCGGCUAUUCAUCAGCCAGAUUUCUGUGUGACACUCUUAGAGAGCUCGCUAGCUUCAACACUAACUUUAUUAUGUUGUGCACUUUCUCUUUCGUCAUUUGUAACUUUUGAGAAGUUACAAAAGUUGUUUCCGAUCAAGUAUAUUCUACUGGGUAUAAUCGUUAUCUCAGGUUCAGUGUUGCUUUCAUAUUCUUGUGUGUAUACACAUUUUACGGAAUGUUUAGCUUCAUGGACUUUGGUUAUCUUGAUAUCUUCACUAGAAAUCAUAUUCGGAAUCAAAACUCCCACUUCAACUCCAGAAGAACUAUCAGAUUUAUUGGUGACUUCAGGUGCAUUCAUUGCCAUUGGAUUUGUGUAUCUUUUCAUUGCAUUUCUCUUCGGCAUAAGUAUUUUUACCGCCACUGCUUUCGCCUUUCCUUUCGUCAUUGGUAUCAUGUUGAUCAUCUGUUAUUUGGUAAAAAUUGUGAAGAGCACAGAGCAUAUAUUAUUCGCCGUUUUACUUGUUUGGAUUCUACAGCUUUUGAUGUAUGUGAUAUUCAUUAUUCUAAUAAAGAUACCAUGAACACCGCUAUGAAACGAGGAUGAUGAUGAUGAUGAUGAGGACAAUAACAAUACCAACUUUUUAGAUUUCGUUUUUGUAAUUUGAACAAAUUUCUUUGUACUUUACUUUUUCAGUAAAUCAAAUGUACAAUGGUUUUGUAAUAUUGCAAAAAUAAUCAAUAUUUUAAGUG